AUUGCCUCGCAGACAUAAACGCCGUAACUGUCGGAGCUCUACGGACAAACACGAGGUCAGGCAUUUGAAGUGGGACUGGAACUUUGCACAAGAGAUGAAAACUGAAAACUUCAACACAGUUGCUAAUACAAUCUGUACAAGAGUAUGUGGCAUGCCGAAUCAUAUGUGUCCUAACAUGUGACAGCCUUUUAGAGGGGAGAGUGAACAACAAGAUUGAAAUGAAUAAUAAAGUGGACGAAACUUGGGCCGAAAACUUUGUUACUGUCGUUUCGGUGGGUAACAAAAAUGAUACAGCCACUGCGGAGGACACUAAGGAUAAGGAGUUUGUGACAGUCUUAAGGAUCGGUGAAGAAAAUGUGGAUGUCGACUAUAUCACCGAAGAAGUGCUUGUGUACCGUCUACCAGGCGAAAGACUGGGAUUCGGCUUGAAAUUCGAGGGUGGCACUAAAGCUACCGAAUACGUCAAAAAACUGUUCAUCCAGUCGUGUGCACCUGACAGCCCCGCGUCUAAAGUGAUAGGUUCUUGGGGACAUUUGACUGAAGGUGACGAAGUGUUGGUGAUAGACUCGCGACCAGUGACAUCUAUGACUCGUAUGGAUUGUGUCAAGUGCCUGAAGGACUCUAGCGUCGUGAUCAAGUUGCUUGUGCGCCACCAAAGGGAAGAAACGAAAUAUAAACCCGAUGAAGGUUUGCCCCUAGUUGUGAGUGCUGAAAAGAAGAAACCACCAGCUUUACCACCGACUCCACCACCUGUACCACCAAGGAAAGUGCCGAGGAAGCAUUUGAGGGUCAAUUUGACAGCUAGGGAUGCUGAUAUCUUGCCGCAUUCGCGUUUGAAAAACUUCGAAGGUAGUAAUAUUGUUAAGGCGAAUUCUCCAGAGGUCAGAACCAGGAAACUAAUCGAUUCGGGUCCUCCUGAAGCUGAAUGUUACGUUGAUUUGUUUUCCCAGGAGUCAAUACACAGUUUGAGCGAAUCUGACGAUACUGCCAGUACGAUAUCAACAGUUAUAGACAGAAAUGCUAACAGCCUCCCAUCAACACCAAAAUCUAUUCAAAAACAUCUCGAUAUCGCCAAUUUUCCAGAUGAUGAAGAACUAUUCAACAUUAACUCCACCAACACAGAAGAAAAAUUCGAAUUUACAACCCCUGAUCAACAAGACGCUGGUGAUGUUGAGGAUAAAGUUGAAAUACAAGCUGAUUCAACCGACGAAGUUGAUGGUGAUUCGAAUUCUUUCGAUUCCAUCGAAGAUUUGAAAAGGGAUUUGCUUUUCCAGGCUCACGAUGAAAACAUGAACAUAUUCAGUUUGCCAAGAUUAGUUGACUUCGUCCCGAAAAGUUUUAAUGAUAUCGAUCACAAGAGGAUGAUGAAUUUAUUCUUAUCUUUCGAGAGAGGUGAACAUUUGGACUUCAAAUUCACAAUACCUGAAGAUGCAUUGACGAGGACGUCUUUCAAUGACGAUAUGGAUAUUUUCCCAAAAUGGAGCAUACCCCCACAAUUAUCUACCAUAGGAGAGGUCGAAGAAGAGGAAAAUCUGCCAACUAGAUUUAUAGCCCCCAACCCUAUUGUCCUUGUUCAAUGCGAGGGUGAGAAUGAAACAGAAAAGGAUGAUCUAAAGAAUGCUGAUGCUGAACCAGAAAUCGAAAAUCAAAUAAUGGAACCUCCCCCCAGUGACCGUAGACAGCCACCCGAUGGACAUGAGUUUCCAGAUUUCGAAGAGAGUUUCCAAAAUCGAUCGAAUGACACCCUGCUCCAAAGGCUCAAGACGAAGUACAGUCAAGUUCAGGAAUACCCCUCCGAGUCAAUCCAAAAAUCUCCGUUUGAAGUGCAUCCUGGUGAAUCUUUCGGUUUGAAUAAAAUGACGAGUAUAUCAAAUACCGAUUUGAGUACCAGAUCGACGAGUCAAGAUCAAGAUACUUCCGAAAAUAGCAACAAGACAACUGACAAUUCUUCUGGUUUUUCUUUCUACACUAGAUCUCAGAGCCUAUGUGAUAUAUCUAUGGGAAGUAGACAGAAUGAUCCCCUUCAAAACUUGGUGGAGCAACGGAGAAAAAAUUUGUCCAAGUUGAAAGGUUUGGUUAUACCAGAUUCGAUUUCAGAAUGUGAUUUAUCUUCAACCAUCAACUUGCCUGAAAUUAAAAGUAGUACUUCUGUUUCAAUAGAAGAUUUCAAUUCGUUAGACUGUUCAGAAGUUCCAAAUGAAACCACCCAGGUGAGUAGUGUUAAUAGUACCACAUUAACUCCUAUUGCACCAGCAUGGGCUGCAACAGUCAACUUCCCAAAAUAUUCACCUGCCUUCAAACGAAAAGACUUACAAUUAUAUCCAUCUAGUACUAAGAUGGAUCCAGAAACAUGCCAUUCUAAAAUGUACACACCCUUGGAAUUGAAAAAACCUCAACCAGAUAAUUUCAGUAUCAUGAAAUCAGUUGAUAGUUCACCUACCAGGUCUGAAAAUAGUUUCAACGUAAUUCAGAAAAACACCAUAUCAAAGACAAAACCGAGACCUUUCAGAUCUUUCUCUAUGGAGACGAAUUUCCUCAGCAAAAGGGAAAAUAUCACAGAUGACGAAAGCGACAAUGAUUCAGCCUUAAGUUCCAGCCAAUCUAGUUUCGUGACAACCUCACCAUCACCUACAACAUCUGUUGAAAAUUACGUUAACACAUUGAAAACUGAUUUAUCUGAAUACAGUACUUCAGAUGGGCGUCAUAUCAAGUCUUCGAGUGUUGAAGCUUUGAAUAGAAAGAAUAUAUUAGCUUCUGCUAAAUGUCGUAGUGGAAAAGAUUUCAAAAUUGGAUCUCCCGUUGUGAAUAGGAAAUUGGAAGUUCCAGAUGAUAAGACUGAAAAUGUGAGCAAACUCACAAACGUAAAUAAUAUUGAAAAAGUUGAAACGCAUGUUGUUAUCGAGGAAAAAGUGAAAAAACCACUGACCAGAGUUCUGGAAACUCAGAAAAUAGCUGUGAAAGAAACGAAUCGAGUUCCUAAUUUGUCAUCAAAACUGAAGAUUGUUCCACCGAGGACAAACUUGAGAAAUUGGGAUCUCCAAACCUCUACAAGAUCAUCUUUAACAUCAUCAAAGGAUAACACCUCUUCAUUCCGAAAUGCCUUGAAACCAGUUCCUAUAGUGUCCAGAAGAGAAGAAAGAAUAUCGAAAUUUAGCAGUACCAAGUCCCUUAGCGUCACAGAUCUUAGGAAAAACUUCGAAGAAAUUGCGAAAACUGUUGCAGAGGUACCAAAGUACUCGACCAAAAAGUUGGACUUAUUUCCUAAAGUAGCGAAAUCAGUUCCUAGUUCUCCAGAUGCACAAUCGGAUAAGAAUGUCGUCCCAAAAAUAAAGCAAAUAUCAUCUGUAGGAAAUGAAUCAGUUAGUAAGGUUGAAGAAACUCGUAAAAAAACCUGCAAGGUAAUCCUGAAGCCAAAUGUCGUUGGAGAAAAUAUUGGUAUCACAAUAACUGGUGGAACUGAUGAAAAUAAGGAUAUCAUAGUUCAUCGAAUAAGAUAUGGAAGUGUUGCCUAUCAAGAUGGAACUCUGACGAAAGGUGAUCAUAUUGUUUCAAUCAAUGGAAAGGACACCAAAGGACUAAGUUACACAGAUGCUGUACAACUACUGAAGGCUGUUGUUGAAACCUUCGUGAUAGAAAUAGCUGUGAAGGACGAAGUACCAAAAGACGUAAAAAUGUUGAAAAGAAGAUCUAUUUCCCUCGACAAUACUUUAGAUACAGAAAGGGCUGCUCAGAUUAUCGUUAUGUCCAAAAAGCCUAAUCAUGAGAUAAUCCUGCAGAAAGAUCAGAAUGGUUUAGGAUUCAGCGUAGAAGGAGGAAAGGAUUCGCCACAAGGAGAUGUACCAAUUACUGUGAAGAAAAUCUUCCAAGGUGGAGUUGCCGAUAAAGAUGGUAGGUUGAAAGAUGGAGAUGAAAUCUUGUCGAUAAAUGGAAUAGAUUUCUCAAAUCUAUCUCGAAUCCAAGCAUGGACCAUUAUGAAGAAAGUUGAUGUAGGAACUACAAAGAUUAUGAUAUAUCGAAAAUGAAACUUUUUGUUGCCAUCUGUGUGUCGUUUCGCCUAAUUUAAUAUUGUUGUUUCAUAUGAAAUGUUGACUUAUUAACAAAUAUAGAACGUACUGAUA
Harmonia axyridis is the source of this 4118-nucleotide messenger RNA. RefSeq lists its product as uncharacterized. NCBI's taxonomy places the organism in Eukaryota, Metazoa, Arthropoda, Insecta, Coleoptera, Coccinellidae. Bases 219 to 4022 code for a protein of 1267 amino acids. Gene Ontology annotation, molecular function: protein binding. The record is from RefSeq and is a predicted model, not a curated record. The transcript has 9 exons.